CAUAGCAAUCAUGAGCUGAGCUCGUCCCAUGGGCCAUGCGAAAUUUUGUAUAAUAUAACAAGGUGUUGUUAUUAAAUUAUUUUUGAUUAGCAUUUAUGUUUAACUGUUUAAAUUAAAUAGACUGGUGUAGUAUUUAAAUAUAAUUCAGAAAUAUGGAGUCAACCCCAGCCCCAGCUAUCGAAGAGACGAACGAUAAGAAUGAAUACGAAGAAUAUCAAGAAGAAAUGGACACAUCGGACGAAGAAGACAUAAGGAACACUGUAGGAAAUAUACCUAUGAAUUGGUAUGAUGAAUACCCUCAUAUUGGUUAUGAUUGGGACGGGAAAAAAAUUAUCAAGCCGGAACGUGGUGAUCAGUUGGACAACUUUAUGGAGAAAAUGGAGAAUCCUGAUUUCUGGCGUACUGUUAGAGAUUUACAAACCGGUCAAGAUGUUGUUCUCAGUGAUAAAGAUAUUGAACUUAUACAGCGAAUAGAAUCUAGUAAAAUACCAGACUCGACAUUUGAAGAAUAUGCACCUUGGAUCGAUUGGUUUACUUCAGAAGUCAUGGACAUGCCUAUUCGUAAUUCAGCUGACCAUAAAAGAUCAUUUAUAGCCAGUCGACAAGAAGCACAACGUGUUGAGCGCUAUGCUCGUUUAAUAAGAGCCGGUUUGCUCAAAACAAGGGAGCAAAAGCGCAGGGAGCGUGAAAAGAAACGCCAACGUAAUUUCUACAUGAUGUGGAGUACAGAUGACGCCGAAGAUAAGAGUAUGAGAAGAAUCACUGAUCACAUACCUGCACCAAAAAGAAACUUACCUACGCACGCCGAAUCUUAUAAUCCACCUCCAGAGUUUAUGUUUAAUGACCGUGAAAUGAGAAUAUGGAAAAAACAAGAGGAAACCCCGUGGAAACGCAAGCUACAUUUUAUACCGCAAAAGUAUCCAAGUUUACGAAGUGUACCCGCUUAUCCCAAGUUUACCAAAGAAAGAUUUACGAGAUGUAUGGACUUAUAUUUGUGUCCCAGAGCUAGAAAAAUGAGAUUAACCAUCGAGCCAGAAGAUCUUUUGCCUAAGCUGCCUAGUCCAAAAGAUCUUCAACCGUUUCCGACGAUUCAGUCUUUGGUAUUCAGCGGUCACACUGAUAUGGUUCGGUGCAUAUCAAUUGAUCCAAUUGGUCAAUAUUUAUUAUCCGGUUCUGAUGACAUGACAGUGAAAAUUUGGGAAAUUAGUACUGCUCGUUGUUUGAGAACGAUACCAGUUGGAGGUAUAGUGCGAAGUGUUGAAUGGAAUCCAAAUAAGGCUUUAUCGCUGAUAGCGGUCGUUGCUGAUCGUAAACUGAUGAUAAUAAAUCCCGGAGUUGGAGAUCACUUGGUUGUAUCUAAAACAGACACAAUCCUUUCAACACCUCCUGUUCAAGCAUCAAUUGUGUCCGAUAAAGUCAAAGCAGUUGUUCAGUGGGAAGAAGCUACACCUGAAGAAUGGGAAAAUGGCAUUCGUAUAGUGUUAAAUCAUUUCAAAGAAAUAAAACAGGUUACUUGGCAUGGCCGUGGAGAUUACGCUGCAACUGUUAUGCCAGAUGGAGCGAAUCGUUCAGUACUCAUCCAUCAAAUGUCGACUAGGCGUUCACAAUUACCAUUUGCUAAAUCGAAAGGACUGGUACAAAGCGUUCUUUUUCAUCCAAUUAGACCAUUCUUAUUUGUUGCGACUCAAAAAAAUAUUCGAAUAUACGAUUUGGUCAAACAAGAAUUAUUUAAGAAAUUAAUGAGUUAUGCGAAAUGGAUAUCUUCAAUGGCAAUUCAUCCAGGCGGCGAUAACUUAAUUGUUGGAACUUAUGAUAGAAAAAUGCUAUGGUUUGAUCUAGACCUUUCUACUAAACCUUAUAAAACUCUAAGGUUACAUUCGACAGCUGUUCGAUCAGUAGCGUUUCAUAAACGUUAUCCACUAUUUGCUUCUGGUUCUGACGAUAGAUCAUUGAUCGUUUCACAUGGAAUGGUCUACAAUGAUUUACUUCAAAAUCCUUUAAUUGUACCAUUGAAGUUACUGAAAGAACACGAAGAAACCUCAGAUUUCGGUAUUUUUGGUGUGACUUUCCACCCUACUGAACCGUGGGUGUUGACUUGUGGUGCUGAUAAAACCAUUCGAUUAUUUACGUGAUUUUAUAUAUUUACAAGUUUCUAGACUUAAGACUUUUUUUUAAAUACAAUUGAUGUUUAACAAAUUAAAUGAUUCCAUAUUA
Adelges cooleyi (spruce gall adelgid) is the source of this 2214-nucleotide messenger RNA. Its product is annotated as ribosome biogenesis protein BOP1 homolog. The record is from RefSeq and is a predicted model, not a curated record. Gene Ontology annotation, cellular component: PeBoW complex; preribosome, large subunit precursor. Gene Ontology annotation, biological process: ribosome biogenesis; maturation of LSU-rRNA from tricistronic rRNA transcript (SSU-rRNA, 5.8S rRNA, LSU-rRNA). The coding region runs from base 153 to 2132 and encodes 659 amino acids. The transcript is spliced from 12 exons. Gene Ontology annotation, molecular function: ribonucleoprotein complex binding; protein binding. Lineage: Eukaryota; Metazoa; Arthropoda; Insecta; Hemiptera; Adelgidae.